AUGGCUUUUGAUUUGCACAGCCCAUCAAGCUGCUUCUCAGUUACGUUGGCAGAGAAUUUGAAACAAAACAAUAUUGCCUUGGACCAGCUUCCCUAUCUAAUAGACGGUGACGUCAAGAUCGUUCAGAGCCAUGCUAUCUUAAAAUACUUCGGAAGACAGCACAAUCUCUGCGGUACCACAGAGGAGGAGCGGAUACGGAUGGACAUAAUGGAGCACCAGUUAGAGGAUACCCUGAACGCGCAUAUCUCCGUCUGCUACUCCACCUAUUUCGGACACGGAAAGCACGAGGACAGGAAGGCAGAGUACCUAAAACAUCUACCCUAUACGCUAAGACAGUAUUCGGAAUUCUUAGCCGAUCAUCCGUGGUUGAAGUAA
This is a messenger RNA of Lingula anatina, 375 nucleotides long. RefSeq names its product glutathione S-transferase Mu 4. Gene Ontology annotation, molecular function: glutathione transferase activity. Gene Ontology annotation, biological process: glutathione metabolic process. NCBI's taxonomy places the organism in Eukaryota, Metazoa, Brachiopoda, Lingulata, Lingulida, Lingulidae. The record is from RefSeq and is a predicted model, not a curated record.